This is a messenger RNA of Amaranthus tricolor (Joseph's coat), 1785 nucleotides long. RefSeq lists its product as uncharacterized. The record is from RefSeq and is a predicted model, not a curated record. The transcript has 10 exons. Bases 145 to 1479 code for a protein of 444 amino acids. Gene Ontology annotation, cellular component: nucleus; cytosol; tRNA methyltransferase complex. Lineage: Eukaryota; Viridiplantae; Streptophyta; Magnoliopsida; Caryophyllales; Amaranthaceae. Gene Ontology annotation, molecular function: tRNA (guanine(46)-N7)-methyltransferase activity; protein binding. Gene Ontology annotation, biological process: RNA (guanine-N7)-methylation.
GACUUAUGAUGACCGUUCAACUUUUGGGGAAUUUGAUAAACCCUGCAAAACCCUAAAUUAAGUAUUUUUUGGGAAGAAUCAAAAGCUCACAAUAUUUGGAAGAAUCGAAAGCUCAAAAUAUCUAGCUUCUAUUCCAGAAUUACAAUGGAGGAACAAAUUAAGAAAGAAACAAAUGGAACCCAGAUGGAGGAAAAGGAAAUCGAAGAUACCCAAUUGAAUGAUGAUAGAGAUUCAAACUCACAAACUGAGGUUGCACCUGCUUUAAUUGCUCAUCACCCCUUUGAUCAAUCUGUUGCAGUAGCUGUUGGGUCUGAGCUCCGCGUUUUUAAUCUUAUAAAAAAUUGUUCAGUCUCUCUGGCAGAUGAAUCCCUAGAGAUGCUUCAUAGAGAUUCUAUUAGAGCUGUACGUUUCAGUGAAAAGGGGAAGCUUUUGGUAUCUGCCGGUGAUGACAAGCUUGUUAAGAUAUGGAGUACGGAAACUUGGCAAUGCCUCUCUACCGUAAACUCAGAGAAGAGGGUAAGCGCAGUUGCUGUUAGCAAAGAUGAACAAUAUGUCUGUUUUGCAGACAAGUUUGGAGUUGUAUGGAUUGUGGAUCUUGUGGGGGUUGCCGAAAAUCAGCAUGUCUCGAAUAAAAAGGCUGUGGCAUUAUUUGGUCAUUAUUGUAGCAUCAUUACAAGUCUGGAGUUCUCGCCUGAUGGACGGUUCAUAGUCAGCGCUGACCGAGAUUUCAAAAUUCGUGUUAGUGUGUUUCCCAAGAACCCUUUGAAAGGAGCCCAUGAGAUUCAGAGUUUUUGUCUUGGUCAUUCAGAGUUUGUGUCUUGUCUCACUUUUGUUCACAACUCAAAUCUCCCAAAGGGCUUUCUUGUGUCAGGAAGCGGUGAUUCAAACGUUUGCUUAUGGGAUGUUACAUCUGGGUCGCUUCUUUGUACAACUGACGUUGGAAAAGAGGCGAGCCUAUCAGAGGAAAGCCAUCCUGCUGUCACUGAUCUAUGUGGUGCUGCGAAUGGGUCAUUAGUCGCAGUUGCGAUUCAGAGCUUGCAGGGGAUAUUACUAUUGAGUUGUGACCUCGCAGCUGGAAGACUUUCCACCCUCAAGGUGGUUUUAGUACCAGGAGAAACAUUUAUCCCUACCCGACUUGGGAUGGCAUUGUCCGGAGACUUGUGGAUGAUCACAGGCGCCUCUAAUCUAUCCGGUUCAAAAGCUUCAUCCUUUGCACGUAUCAGAGUUUUGUCGGGUCUCAAUAAAACGGUUAGUGAAUCGGAUCUUGAGCCUAAAGUAUUAGAAGAUCAAGAGAUUCCUGGCGGAGAGCAAUUACUAGAGAAGUUGCAAGGCAGUAUUUCUGUAGAGAGUGCAAUUUUCUCGGCUGCUGCUGAUGCCGUAAAUGCUGCAAUGAGCAAUCUGUUGAGAAAAAAACAGUAUUCUUAUGAAAAACGUGAGUUCAGAAAGAAGACCAGAAAUGAUAAGAAAAACAAACACUAAAGAGAUUAUCAGCAGUCGAAUUUUAAUGAAGUUUUGCUCAUAGUUACGAGCUCGAGGAUUAUAGUUGUCAACAACAAUGUCAAAGCCUUGAUCCCGGCAAUAGAAGGUUAGUUUGUUAGUCCCUUAUUCAUAUAGACCGUUAUGAACCGUUUCAUUUAAUUUCAUUACAUAAAAGCUUUUAGACGAUUAUUCUUUUGUAGUCGAUGUAUAAUCAAGGUGAGAUUUAUGAGAUCUUUUGAUUGCUAUUAUCGUUGUGUAUUAAAUCAACUACAGUUAACUCUUAAACUGAUGAUUUCUCGGUGAUCA